Messenger RNA from Mizuhopecten yessoensis (Yesso scallop), 348 nucleotides. RefSeq lists its product as uncharacterized. The record is from RefSeq and is a predicted model, not a curated record. The transcript is spliced from 4 exons. Lineage: Eukaryota; Metazoa; Mollusca; Bivalvia; Pectinida; Pectinidae. Bases 1 to 348 code for a protein of 115 amino acids.
AUGAGUGGCUCAAUAGGAGCAGAAAACCAAGAUGAAAUAGACAAUGCUCAAGAACCAUUUGACCCCUACACUGUGAAGAGGGUCCUCAUUCCCCGAUACAGUGAAACAGGACACCGACCUAACAUUCCGGGCUACAAAUGUUGUACACUAUGGAGGGGUGUGUAUGCCCAAGGUUCCCAGGCUACUACUGCCAUCACCCACAAAUCUUUACCUAUCUCCCCGAACACGUCUGAACAUAAGAAGGACUCCAAGAUGUCUAAGAUGGUCACCACUGUUGCACCAUGUAAUCCGUUCAACCAGAUCAACAAACUGGAUGAGAUCAUCGCCACUAACAAAUAUGUGGCAUAG